AUGUCAACGACAACCUCAAACUCCCAGCCCAACGGCUCUUCCUCUUCGACCGCCAUCAACAUCCCAGUCCCGAUCUCUCUGACAAGCACAAACCCCACGCUCCCACCGGCGACGUCACAAGCCCUAAUUGCACAUCUCCGAGCGACCGGCAGCAUUUCAGAACUCAGUGCCGUCCUGGCCGACUCGCUCGCCCGCACUGGCUGGACGGAUCGGGUGCGCGCCUUGUCCCUAGAACUCCUCCGCAACGGCACGUGUGAUACAUUCCCCGAGUUGAUGUCCGAAGUCCUUCGGCGAGCGAAGAUCCCCAAGUCUCAACAGCAAGGAGAUAACAAUCCAGGAAGUGGGAAGGGUGGGCCGAAUGGAACAGCGGCGGCCAGCAAAUCCAAGACAGGAACGGCGAAUGGCACAACCACACCGGUGGCCAACGGUGUUCACGGCAAUGGAGCGAUCGCUCUUAGCAAGGAGUGGUCAGGAGGACCUGACGGUCUACCGGAUGUGAGGAUACCAGAGGCUACUGUUGAGAUUGGGGUCGACUUCCUUAAGGAGAGGAUCAAGGACGCGGUCGAACCCGUGGACGACGACAGUGAUUAA
This is a messenger RNA of Capronia coronata CBS 617.96, 591 nucleotides long. RefSeq lists its product as uncharacterized. Gene Ontology annotation, biological process: positive regulation of DNA-templated transcription; mRNA export from nucleus. Gene Ontology annotation, molecular function: transcription coactivator activity. The coding region runs from base 1 to 591 and encodes 196 amino acids. NCBI's taxonomy places the organism in Eukaryota, Fungi, Ascomycota, Eurotiomycetes, Chaetothyriales, Herpotrichiellaceae. The transcript has a single exon. The record is from RefSeq and is a predicted model, not a curated record. Gene Ontology annotation, cellular component: nuclear pore; SAGA complex.